Messenger RNA from Seriola aureovittata, 1697 nucleotides. RefSeq names its product E3 ubiquitin-protein ligase RNF19A-like. The record is from RefSeq and is a predicted model, not a curated record. Lineage: Eukaryota; Metazoa; Chordata; Actinopteri; Carangiformes; Carangidae. Bases 298 to 1122 code for a protein of 274 amino acids. The transcript has 6 exons.
AGUAUUGAGUGUUGAAAUAAUCCUCCAGACUUCGUGUAGUUUCAGGCGCGGGUGCGACACUUCCUGUUCAAAAUAAAGGGGAAGUCCUUAAAAAAAACAACAACAACAGAGAGACGAACUUUCACAUCAAGAUUCUGUGUGGCCUGUACUUCUCUGAAGAUAUCAUCAUUACAGAUGUGCAUCACCAAUAAAUCCACAUAGAAAUCAUAAAUCAAACAUGAUGCUCCAGUUAACUCCAGAACCUGAGCAGGAAUCAUCAGGUUUUUAAGUUUCCUUCAGUAUCAAAGGAGAAUCAAAAUGAGUUCUCUGAGGCAGGAGCAGGUGGAGAAGAAAUACGACCCACUCGAUACCACGCUGAAGUUUGUCGACAGGAGGGACGACUUGGACCCAGUGUCUUCAGAAGAUGGUGACGGCGGCCUCAGAGCAGAGAUGUCCUGCGGCCACGCGGUCACCCCUGAAUCUCUAACACUGUGGUGUAGCAGCCAGUUGGAUGAGGGGAAAUACAAAUUCAGAUGCCCUGCAGUGGUAGAGGGCACCAAACUGUGCAACAAACUGUGGUCGUACGAGGAAGUGCGCAGACUGGCUGAUUUGUCUGUUGAGGAAAUGCAGCACUUUGAAGAGACCAUGGCCCAUCUGGCUGCUGCAGAGUACUAUGAGGUUCAGCCAUGCCCGCAGUGCAAAACAUGUGUGGAGAGGAGGGACCUGUCCAACCUGUGUGUGACGUGCACCAUAUGUACGGCCGAUCAGAAGAAGGCCUACCAGUUCUGCUGGCAGUGUCAGAAGCGGUGGAAAGGUCACGGCCCUCGAUCUGACCGCUGCGACAACGACGGCUGCACCAACAGGGACUUGGAACUCCUGCAGACGUGCAAGACCAUCAGUCUGCCGGAGGUGGAGGGCGCCACCGCCUGCCCCUCCGUCCGAGCCUGCCCUACAUGUGGCAUAAGGGUGGAACAUAACCAGCAAUACUGCAAAAAUAUUAACUGUCCUCGCUGCGGCGUGCAGUUCUGUUUCAUCUGCCUGAAACUAAAGCGUGAAUGCUGCCAGACCAGUUCACCAUACAAAAUCUGUCCCAGUGGUGUGGCUCCCAGACAGACCUCGAUCCCUGCCUGGAAGAGAAAAUGAAAACAAAAAAUGGUCUGUCUUUACUUAAUGGGCAAAUAAGCAAUACUAGAUAUUUAAAAGAAAAUAUGAAUAAUGAGAAAUCAACAAUAAAAGCAGGAUGAUUCUAUUCUAUUUACGAUAUACAUAUGUUGUACCAACGGACAUGGAAGAUCAUUUUUACUUGUGACCCUACUCUGCCCCCUUCUGGUCAGAUAUUAAACUGCACAUGACAAGAAGGGUCAGUAUCGAUUAAAGGUGUUUUAUUAGACUGUAUUUAGAUCAUUUAUAAUGUUAGGUCAUUUUCAUAUCUACAAAAACAUUAUUUUUCUUUCACAAAAGAUCAUCUAAGAAUAUAUUUACUAACUUCAUCAUCAUCAUACCUUUACGUUCUUCUUUUUGUGCCUUUUCUUUUUCUUUACAUUUACGCAGAGCUCGCUCUAGACAAGUUUUGUGCCGACAGAAAAUGUCAUAUACAGUUAUAAGUGCUUUUGUGUCAUGGCUCAUUUUUUAGUGCAAUGCGGCAAAAUUUACCUCGUAAAAUGUCCUUGAAAUUCAAAAAUGUGAAAUGUGAGAAAUAAAGCUAUUGUAAAAAAUAA